Brugia malayi is the source of this 966-nucleotide messenger RNA. RefSeq lists its product as uncharacterized. NCBI's taxonomy places the organism in Eukaryota, Metazoa, Nematoda, Chromadorea, Rhabditida, Onchocercidae. The transcript is spliced from 7 exons. The coding region runs from base 1 to 966 and encodes 321 amino acids. The record is from RefSeq and is a predicted model, not a curated record.
AUGGCCUUUCCGUCUAACUUAGAUAUCCUUAGCGCUGUCUUCAUAGUUCAGUGCUGCUGUCCGAUUUUGACGCAGUAUAACAAUUUAUUGGAUAUUUUUGGCAUAAAUACAGGACGAACUGGUACGGUGAGUGAUCGUAUACCGAUUGAUGAUAUUACCAGUCAGAGUUUUGCUCUUAUCAGUUUCAUUCAAGGUUUGCAGCAAAAUUCAAGCAAUCCAUUCAAUAAAAGAUUACAGAAACCACUACCGCACGUAACUCUUCUUGAUGGUAUUCCAUCUGUUCCUGGUGUUAUCGGCAGUUUUCCUGGGAUUGGUGGUUGUUUACUGCGUCGAACGCCACUCGUUAACCAGCGUUCACCAAGUUUAUUCCAGAAUUUCGUUCGUUUCAUACCUGGAGUGCAAGAUUACCUUUCUAAUUUGGUUAAAACGCCAAUAGUCGAUUUUAACUCUUUAAUGGGAAAGUAUUACUGGGUAAUUUCUACGGCCGGAGUGCAUGAUCGUUAUUGUCCUACUACUGAGUUUAAAAAUGUGACAGAAGUGAGAAAUACGUCAGUUUUUUCAACAAUGGAUUCCUUCCUCGUCAAUAGUCCUCAUGGCACUCCUAAAAUGGGCUUUGGUUACGGCAUCAUACACAGCAAAAAAGUUUACAUUUAUGUCCAGGAAGAUCCAUGUCCUUAUCAAAUCGUGAUAACAGGACCAAAAAAUACUGAAAGUGGACAAUACGAGUAUAUCGUAAUUACCAAUUGGACGAAAUUCCCGCUAGUUGCUAUGACUCGUGACUUGGCACAGUUCAAUGCCAACUACAGAAAUGAACUCAUACAGCGCCUUAGAAAUGAGGGAUAUAUCUACGAAUUUUCUGAAAUAAUCGGUAAUUGGAUGCAUGAAGUUGAUUGGACUGACUGCAAGCCAUUAACUCCUACUGCUUUCAUUUCAAACAUUAUAAACCGACUUAUUAUUGGAUUGUGA